Molecule: messenger RNA, 1032 nt
Organism: Lottia gigantea (owl limpet)
Lineage: Eukaryota; Metazoa; Mollusca; Gastropoda; Lottiidae
Exons: 1
Coding region: 1-1032 (343 amino acids)
Source: RefSeq, a predicted model, not a curated record
AUGAUGUGUGUAAAGUGGUGUUUGCGUGGAAAAUUCUUCGGGAAGGUCCUGUUUGUGAUGGCUACCUUUGGAGUAUUGUUGGUGCUACAGGGAACUGUAGAGAUUGAAGAGACAACUAAAGUGACAGUUAACAAGGUUUUGGAUGUUGAAACUUUAUAUAGGAAUUCUAAAUAUCCUCCACAUUCAAACAGAGCUAUGAAAGUUCACAAACAUGUUAGGAAUGAAUGGAUAUUGGAUGGACACACUUGUCGAAACAAUUCUGAUUUCUUCCUAACAGGAGUGUUACUGGAUGGUCCUCAGGGUACGCUUCCUAUUUAUAUUCAUUUUCCCGUCGAGGAUCAGCAUAUUUCUGGUGGUAUAUCUCGUGAAGGCGCUUGGGAACCUCGUUUAGUAAAUUACGUACAUUCUAUUUUACUCAAUGAUUCUAGUCUGGAUUUUAUUGAUAUCGGUGCCAAUAUUGGUGUCUAUACCUUAACCAUGGCAAAACUUGGACGUCAAGUAAUAGCCAUUGAACCAUUUAAACCCAACAUCAAAAGACUGUGUCGAACUCUGGAAGAAAAUCGUGUUAAUGAUAAAGUGACUUUAAUAACCAAUCCAUUGUCAAACAAUAGAAGUCUUGUCGCCAUGGAAACACAUUUUGGAAAUGUCGGCGGUACGAAUGUUCGAAAGAGCUUUUCCAACGAUUCUGAGAUCUUACAAACUAUUACCUUAGAUGAUGUGUACAAAUUUAAACCCCUGAAAAGAGCUGUGAUUAAAAUGGAUGUAGAAUCCUUUGAAACCAAUGUUUUGCUUGGUGCUGUUAACUUCUUUGAUAAAGUGGACGUACCAUUCAUGCUCAUGGAAUGGCUCUUGCAUAAAUGGAAGAAAGAUGCUUCCAAAAUUAUCAAGUUUAUGACGGACAGAAAUAUGUUUCCUUAUACAACGGAUUCUCCUCCCGUCCCUUUGCAACUGUAUUUAUUUAAUGGAUGGCCAAACGAUAUAUUUUGGAUUAAAAGGGGUGCUUUUGAUAUUUUUGAACCAAAUGUUUUCUAA